Molecule: messenger RNA, 747 nt
Organism: Fomitiporia mediterranea MF3/22
Lineage: Eukaryota; Fungi; Basidiomycota; Agaricomycetes; Hymenochaetales; Hymenochaetaceae
Exons: 3
Coding region: 1-747 (248 amino acids)
Source: RefSeq, a predicted model, not a curated record
AUGGGCCCCCGAUUUGUCGAUUGUGGUCUAGGUAUAAAAAGGGCUGCCCCUCUUGUCCAUCGCUCACUGAAUGCAACUCGGUCGACUCACUGCACGCAGCUUUUCACUAGUACCAACUCAACUCUCACACCCUCGUUGAAUAUUCACUCAGGAUCACAAUUCUGGUCUCGUCUCACUCCAGUGAUAUCCGACGAAUUUCUUGCUCAAUGUAUUGAGUUCGCCAAGGCUAGGCAGCGUACCAGUUCAUCCACCGCGGAAGAUAUCUCCACGUCGCAGAGCUCAGUUGUUACGCUCCCAUCCCCUUUGUCUGAGAUGGAGGCCAAGCACUACUAUGAUGGCCUGCCCUCUGCCCCAGUCUUGGUUGCUCGAACCAGCACCACUCCGUGGCAGGAGCCCUCCGGCCCAGAGGCAUACCGGACAGCGAAGGAGCUCGGCACCGUCUACAACCACGCACUCUCUAAGGCCUGGAACGACAACCUGGCUCCUAAAGUCUUCAACCUUCUGGACUCGAUGAAGAUACAGUGGACUAGCAUCGAUAUCGUUCGCAUUGGGAACGCCGGAGAGUCUUUUAAACCCGUCAUCCUCUGGAUCGGCGUAAGACCCGCAACUCUCUCUGGCUAUGACGGCCUCGACGUAGCCUCGAAGUGUCGGAACAUUCUCGUUGAACACGAUAUCUCCGACGUCGAUGUCGAAAUCCGGGAGUCGGUACGCUGGGGUGGAGGGGCAGGGCUGGGUCCAAGCUCCUGA